AUGAUGCGCCGAGCGGCCCAGGGCAUUGGCGCGCGAUGCGCCGUCAUGACGAGACGCCCCAGCGCAUUGCAGGGCGUCAACAAGUGCGCAGCCCGCGCGCUGGCCACCAGAGGCCCCGAGCUCGAGUGGAUGAAGAACCGCGACCCGUACUGCAACGUGGGCGAGUCUAUUGCAUCCAAGAUCGGCGUGAAUCUGCACCGCCAGCCGAACCACCCGCUGCACAUCAUCAAGACCAAGAUCGAGGGCUACUUCGACGACCUGCACCAGAACCACGGUGCCCCUAAGUUCACGGUGUUUGAUGAUCUGGAUCCCGUUGUGACGACGUACGACUGCUUCGACUCGAUGCUCGUGCCCAAGGACCACGUCAGCCGCAAGGUCACGGACACGUACUACGUGGACGAGAACCGCGUCCUGCGCGCACACACUAGCGCGCACGAAGUGGCGACCAUGAAGAAGGGCUUCACGGCGUUCUUGGUGUCGGGCGACGUGUACCGUCGUGACGAGAUCGACGCCAGCCACUACCCCGUGUUCCACCAGAUGGAGGGCGUGCGGAUUUUCUCCGAGCUUGACGCGGCGACGCCUCGGGAGGAGAAGGUGGCGCAUGUCAAGGAAGAGCUGAAGAAGACGCUGGAAGGCAUGGCGAAGGAUCUCUUCGGUGAUGUGGAGAUGCGCUGGGUGGAGGCGUACUUCCCCUUCACGGAGCCGUCGCUUGAGCUGGAGAUCUACUUCAACGGCGACUGGCUGGAGGUGCUGGGCUGCGGUGUGCUGCAGCAGGAGAUUGUGCGCAACGCUGGACUCGGAGAGAACGUCGGCUGGGCGUUCGGCCUCGGCCUUGAGCGUCUUGCCAUGGUGCUGUUCGACAUCCCUGACAUCCGUCUCUUCUGGUCUCAAGAUAAGCGCUUCAUUUCGCAAUUCAAGGACGGCCAGAUCACCAAGUUCAAGCCCUACAGCAAGUACCCGGAGUGUUUCAAGGAUGUGAGCUUCUGGCACGACGAUAACUUCCACGAGAACAACCUGUGCGAAGUUGUGCGUGACAUCGCUGGCGACAUGGUGGAGCAGGUUGCUGUCGUGGAUGAGUUCACGCACCCGAAGACCCAGCGUAAGAGCAAAUGCUACCGCAUCACGUAUCGCCACAUGGACCGUAACCUUACAAAUAGCGAGGUUGACGAGAUUCAGGAGGUCGUGCGUGCUAGGAUGGUGAAGGACCUUGGUGUCGAGCUCAGAUAG
This is a messenger RNA of Phytophthora sojae, 1227 nucleotides long. RefSeq lists its product as hypothetical. Gene Ontology annotation, molecular function: phenylalanine-tRNA ligase activity; tRNA binding; ATP binding. The record is from RefSeq and is a predicted model, not a curated record. Lineage: Eukaryota; Oomycota; Peronosporomycetes; Peronosporales; Peronosporaceae. Gene Ontology annotation, cellular component: cytoplasm; mitochondrion. Bases 1 to 1227 code for a protein of 408 amino acids. The transcript has 5 exons. Gene Ontology annotation, biological process: phenylalanyl-tRNA aminoacylation.